GUGUGACGCAUGGCUCACGCUACGGUACGCCAUUUGUGUCUAGCAUGAAAAAGCGCGGACAGUGGAAAUAGUCGCGUAACAAGGGGAGCUUGAUUCACCGUUGAUAACAUCAGUCAGCUUCACUGCUAUAUAAUUAAGAACAGGAUAUGAUAUGGAGAAAACAUUGAUAUCAGGAAAGGAGGCUGCUGAGGACAAAGUGCCUGAAAGUGAUGCCAACAGGAAGGUGCAGCCAGAUGAUGUGGCAAUGGAGGAAACUAAAAGAAACUCACCUAGCAUGACUGCCAAGCCUGAUGAAGCAGAUGAAGAACUCAACGAGAGACUGCAGCCAGACUGCGUACCUGAAGAUGGGAAUAACCUCUGCACAGUUUGUGGCUUCUCAGCCAAAUGUCCAAGAUCACUAAAGAUUCACUAUGCAAGAAAGCAUGGAAAUAAGUCAAAGAAUACCAAUAGAUCUACAAAGGCAGCUGGAAAAAGUGAAAUUGUCUCUGACGUGAGUCCAUCUGAAAUCCAGCAGACCGUAGACAUGGAGACGGAAAGUGCUGCUGAAGUUAAACAAAACCAGGAGUCUGGCCCUAAUGAGCUGAGAUCAGCAGCCAGUGACAAUGGCAUGAACACAAAGACUUUAACUACAAAGGAAACUGUAUUAGACAAACAGCAGGCAGAUCAAGAGGAAGCAAUCCAUACCCAAGAGAGAAGAGUAAGCAAGCGAACCCCAAAACCCAAGAUUAUACAUUCCUGCAACUACUGUGGGCAAGAGUUUAGAGACAAGUCUCCUCUAGAUGUGCAUAUCCAGAGAUACCACACCAAAGACACCCCAUACACAUUUGACGCUGAUGAGAACAUGGAUAAAGAAGAAGACGCUGAAGAUCCUGGCAGUCCUGUGAAGGCCACACCUACACGAGUGGCAGCCAAACGUCCGCUCAGCAGGUUCCAUCUUAAGUGUAUAAACUGUGAUUUUAGGGUAAGCACCCCUGCAUUGCUGGAGAGCCACGCGCGAGUCAAACACCAGGACCAGGAGUGGUACCGGUGCAAAUUGUGUAACUUUUUCUCAGCCACAACAGAGUGGAUGGACGUUCACCUGUCCUCAGAUAGCCACAUGCAGCAGGAGAAAGGGGAGGAAAGCACAGAAUCUUCCUCUUUUGAAGUCUAUGUUGAGAGUACAAACAGAGACCUUGCAGGAGAUGGUGCUAUUAUAGACGAUCUGGCUCAUGUGACUGGAGGAGAAAAGGUGCCUGCUUUGACAGAAGGAAAUCAGGAAGCUGAAGAGGCAGUGGAGGCUGCCAAGGCUGUGUCAGUAGAGGAGGAAGAUGUCGAGCUUGAACCUCCCAUAAAGAAAAGAGGAAGACCAAAGCAAGGGUCCACGACCACUUGUGGAUACUGUGGCCUGGUAGUGUCCAACGCUACCAACCUCAGUGUCCAUGUCCGCCGCAAACACAGCAAGGAGUAUGGCUACAGCUGCACUCUGUGCAACUACAGCUGCGUGACCAAAGGAGACAUGGAUCGUCACUGUAUCACAAAGAAGCAUGUCAGGCGUGCACAAGAGUGUGCAAAUAAGAAAUCGGUUAACAAUCACACCAGUUCAUCACCGCAGGAGCCCACAGCUACACAAGCCCAGGAGCCAAAUGCAGCCUCACAGAUGACUGACAAAGAGCAGGAACCUGACAACACGGCAUCCAAGGAACACAGUGGAGAUGAGCAAACUCAGUCAGACACAAGCCAGAAAAAAAGUAAAUAUGACUCUGUUAAUGCUUGUAGCCAUUGUGAUUUUGUAGCUCAAUCAAUCCCUUCGCUCCAUCUUCACAUCAAGAGAAAGCACACCAAAGACUUUGAGUACGUCUGUCUAGCAUGUAGCUACUAUGCUGUAACAAGCAGGGAAAUGUCUCGCCAUGCCAACACAGAGAAGCACAAACAGAAGAGCCAGAAGUACCUGGAACCACUUGGGAGCGAGGGGCAAAGAGCUUUGGCACUCCCACUAAAGCUGAAGGAGGUCAUUGAGUUUGUGGGGGAAAAUUCGAAUACUGAAUGUGAACCUACCAGCCCCACAGAGGUGUCUGAAUCUUGUUCUGAUGACAGCCAAGCUAUGGAAAGUCAGAAUACAACUGCAUCCUCUGUCACAACAGAGUCUGUCGAUGCUGUGGGUAGUCUGGCUGGCAGUGCAGAUGAGAAGCAAGCGGAGAGCCUUACAUUUUCCAGUGGUACUGAACCAGAUCCAGCCAACCAGACAGCUGGACUUACGGUGCUGUCUGAACCCCAGCAGACUCCAGCAGAGCUGCAGGCUCCGGUGAAUCAGUCAGCAAGCAAGGAGGAAGAGGCUCAGCAAGAGAGCAAGGAGGAAGAGGCUAAACAAGCAGACGAUGAACACUUAAAUGCAGAUGUGAUGAUUUUAGAUGCAAAAAGCGACAGCUCUCAUUCAGAUACACAAAUGUCCAAAGCCCCUCCCUUUGAUGCCUGCAUUGUGACCAUGAAGGCCCUUGCUGAGCAGGAGCAGGCCCUGCAGGAAGGUCUGGCUCUUGAAGGCGAGGCUGCUGUGAUAUGUCUUACUGGAGGAUCACCGGUGCCCUCCAACUUCCUUCCCUCUAGUUCUGCUUAUGUCAAGAAGCUUAAACGCAAAGAAGUAAAGGUGAGAGAGGAACCCAAAGGAAGCAGCUCUCGCAUACGCUGCGAUGACUGCGGCUUUAUGGCUGACGGCAUCAGCGGCCUCAAUGUCCACAUCUCAAUGAAGCAUCCGUCCAAGGAGAAGCAUUUCCACUGCUUGGUGUGCGGCAAGUCAUUCUACACGGAGAGCAACCUGCACCAGCACUUGACCAGUGCCGCCCACCUCCGCAACGAGCAGAACAGCGUGGAGGAGCUGCCCGAAGGGGGCGCAAGCUUCAAGUGCGUGAAAUGCACGGACCGCUUCGAGUCGGAGCAGGAUCUGUUUUUUCACAUAAAGGAGAAACACGAGGAGCUUCUGAGGGAGGUCAACAAGUACGUGUUGGAGGACACGGAGCAGAUCAACCGCGAGCGCGAGGAGAACCAGGGCAGCGUGUGUAAAUAUUGUGGAAAGGUGUGCAAGAGCAGCAACUCCAUGGCCUUCCUGGCACACAUUCGCACUCAUACCGGAUCCAAGCCCUUCAUAUGUAAGAUCUGCAACUUUGCAACCGCCCAGCUGGGAGACGCGAGGAACCACGUGAAGAGGCACCUCGGCAUGAGAGAGUACAAAUGUGACAUCUGUGGAUGGGCCUUUGUGAUGAAGAAACACCUCAGCACCCACCUGCUGGGAAAACAUGGGGUUGGACAGCGUAAAGAGAGGAAGUUUGAAUGUGACUUGUGCGAGCGCUCCUUCAGUGAAAAAUGGGCUCUGAACAACCACAUGAAACUGCACAGUGGGGAGAAACCAUAUAAGUGCGCCUGGCCGUCCUGCCACUACGCCUUCCUCAACCUGUCAGCCAUGAAGGACCACUACAGGACACACACUGGAGAGAAAUCUUAUCUGUGUGACCUGUGUGGUUUUGCUGGAGGCACCAGACACGCCCUCACCAAACACAGGCGCCAACACACAGGCGAAAGACCCUUCAAAUGUAAGCUCUGCAGCUUCGCCUCCACCACGCAGUCCCACCUAUCGCGGCACAAACGUGUUCACACUGGGGAGAAACCGUACCGCUGCCCCUGGUGCGACUACAGAUCCAACUGUGCUGAGAACAUCCGGAAGCACAUUCUCCAUACGGGCAAGCACGAGGGCGUGAAGAUGUACAACUGUCCCAAAUGUAACUAUGCCACCAACUCUCCCAUGGAGUUCCGCAACCACCUGAAGGAAAACCACCCUGAUAUUGAGAAUCCAGACCUCGCCUAUCUACACGCAGGUAUCGUGUCCAAGUCUUUCGAGUGUCGUCUGAAGGGUCAGGGGGCUACGUUUGUGGAAGCAGAAGUCAUAGAGUCCCCCGUGGGCAGGAAGGGCUCACCUGAGACACCCGGCCACGAAGAGCCCGUGCAGCAGGUCAUCAUCAUCCAGGGCUACGGCGACGAGGACGUAGCCAUCGACCAGGCCCUGGAGCAGUCGGCUGCCGCCACCUUGCAGACGCUGGCCAUGGCUGGCCAGGUGGCAGAGGUGCUCCACAUCACCGAAGACGGACAAGUAAUCGCCUCAGGCAGGGAAGUGGCAUCCGCAGGGGCCCACCUGGCCGGCGGCAGCACCCAGUACGUGGUGCUGGAGUCGGGGGAGGCGAGGGAAGGGCUUCGGGCCAUGACUAGAGGAGGGGUCGAAGCCACGGGACAAAGUCACAUUGUUUCGGAGUCGUCCACAGCUCUGGAUGCUCUACUCAGCGCUGUCAGCGAAAUGGGCCACCAGGAGGAAAUGCAAGGAGAGGCGGCCGUCGUUCACGAGGUCUUGACCCCUGAGAUAGCCGAGGCCGUGCAAAGGGAAGUGCAGCCGGAUGUGAAACAGGAGCAGGAGGAGGUGCAGGUCAUCCAGCAGGCCGGCCAGGAGGAGAUGCAGGAGGUGCUGCAGCUUGCCGCAUCCCAGAUGAUGAAGGAAGGUCUAACCCAGGUUAUUGUUAAUGAUGAAGGAACCCAUUACAUUGUGACAGAGCUGGACGACUGCACCUUACAGGUGGAGGGAGGCGUCUAUGGAGAGGCAGGUGAAGGGGAGGUGCAGCAGGCAGAGCAGCAGGCUGCAGAUGAGAUGGUGGUCUAUCUGGAUUGAAUCCCUCAUAGUAGAGGUCUAGAGGGGCAGAGGAGACAGAGAUUAAAUUAAAGAGGUACAUUUAUCGAGUCAGUUUCCUUUGUUUAAUUCUGUUGAAGCCUUCAUCAGGCCAAAUGUUUUCCAGUAAUUUUCUUGCAGUCUUCCUCUUCCUCUUUGCUCUUUCAUUUUACCCAGUUUGAUUUCUUUUUUUUUAGCAUCACCUCUGUUUUAGUUUUUCACUAUCCUCUCUUGGGCUAUGCUAAACUCAGGUUAAACAUCAUUUAUUUCGAGGGAUAGUGACGGAAAGAGGAUUUGGUGCUAAGUGAGUUAACUUGCACUCCUCGCAACCACCAAGACUACAUAAACCCCUUGAUUAAUGCCAUGAAAUUCAAGGAAAUGAAUAUAUUUCCUCCUGAUUUUUUUUUAAAUGCUUCUAAAAUGCUGAGAGUUUAAUGGUUCAUUAUAUAUGAAAAUAUGUAUUCUGCUCGGUAGAGGUAACAAUGGUUUUCUUGCAACUGCUCUUUCUUCUUUAUGAUGCUUUUGUUUGAUAUUAACUUAAGUUACGUUUGUGAUAGAGUUUCCCUUGUGUGGUUUAUUAUUAAUGGUUUAUUCAUUUCUGUCUAGUUUCCAAAGUUUUUUCUUUCCAUCUAUUGUAGUGAUUAGUAUACUAUCAAUUAUUAAACAAUAAGUUGAUGGAUUAUGAGAAAUUCCAAAACAGAUCCUACAGAUGAUUUAUAUGUAACAAAAUAGAGUUGAUAAUUCAACAUUUCAGUUUUUUUGUUUUUUCUGUUUGUAAGUUCAGCUUUUGGGAAACCUCUAAAAAACCAUGAAUGCAGUUUCAUUUCUGACAAUAAAG
Molecule: messenger RNA, 5516 nt
Organism: Chelmon rostratus (copperband butterflyfish)
Lineage: Eukaryota; Metazoa; Chordata; Actinopteri; Chaetodontiformes; Chaetodontidae
Gene: znf407
Product: zinc finger protein 407
Exons: 10
Coding region: 152-4681 (1509 amino acids)
Cellular component (GO): nucleus
Molecular function (GO): nucleic acid binding; zinc ion binding
Source: RefSeq, a predicted model, not a curated record